This is a messenger RNA of Macrobrachium nipponense, 11678 nucleotides long. RefSeq lists its product as uncharacterized. The transcript has 8 exons. The coding region runs from base 53 to 6385 and encodes 2110 amino acids. Lineage: Eukaryota; Metazoa; Arthropoda; Malacostraca; Decapoda; Palaemonidae. The record is from RefSeq and is a predicted model, not a curated record.
UAGAGGAAUGGAGGAUGUGAUGUAGUGAACUUCCGAAGUUAUUUCCGCGGAAAUGGACUUCUGUCCAUUAUACCAGGUUGAUGAUCCUCCUCUCGUCGAAGCCGAGGCAGAUCGAUCCAGGGGAAAUGCGGCUCUGAAUUACAACAUUGGAGCUGAAGAAAAUGCAGGAAAGACACUGGAUGAGAUUCAGGGUACUAUUCUUGGGUCAGAGGGUAAUUACAUAUCAGAUGAACUCCUUAGAAAAUUUGAGUCACAUAACAGCUCCUUUGAGGGACCUAAAGACUCUUUAGAUAAAAGUGUAAUCCCUGAAAAACGGUGUUUGGUGAGAACUAAUUUCGUAAAUGUGACUGUAAAAACUUGUGAUGCAGAAGAACAGAAGCAGAACUCUUUCCAAAAUGAAGCGAUAGAGAGAGUUGAACUCGAGCGAAAUGAAUCUGUUAGCAUACUCCCUAGUGAAAAACAAAUUCCAGACAGCACCAGCAAUGAAAUUAGUAAUAUGAAUGCACAUCUAAGUUCUUAUGUUGACUCAUGUAGUAUUUCAAGAAAUUGGGAUGAUAGUCCAGAAGUAAAAAACAAUUCAACAAACGAAGAGAAUGUUGAUGCACUUUUUUCAAGUGCAGAGACAUUAAGUGCAGGUGCCAACAACAUAUCAGGAGAAAGGAUAUCAUCCUGUGAUGAUGAAAGUGAAUCCUUUGAGGAAAGUGGUGUUAUUUUAUCACAAAGCAAUGUUCCUCUUUUGGGGAGCUUGAAGGAUGAGACGCAGGUGAACCAGUGUUUUGAUAAUGAGGGUGAGACAACGCUGCUAUAUAAUGUAAAUGAAAAUAUUAAUGCAGGUAAUAUUGAUGUGGAUGAAACUAACACAGAAUUGCAGAAAUCUCAGCCAUUGGAGUUGGUAGACAGUGAUUCCAUAAAUGAUGACAAACAGGGAGAACCUGUGCAUUUUGUUGAGAGCGAAAAGGAAGUUGAAAAUCUUGAAGGUGAGAAAGAAAUGACAAAUAUUGAGAAGAACCCUCUGAAUGACUUGAUUAAUGUAUGCAGAAGGUCUCAAGAUUCUGAUCAAGAACAUGAAGUCCAAUCUACAGGCUUGGUCUUGGAAAAGAAUCUAGAUAAUUACGAAAAUCCUUCUCCAGAUGAAGCAAAUGAUUUAAAAGGAGAGAUUUUGCCCAGAAAAAUUUCAGAUGAAACAGUUCUUGAAGUAAUUAAAUCUGGUGAUGAAAUGGUAUGUAUGGAGGAAGAUAACAAUGGUAAUGAAUUAUUGAAUGAAAAGAGUCUCCUACCAAAGGAAGUGAACAGCCCUAUGGGGAGUUGUACUAUCAAUAGUUUAACAGAAGUUCAUCAUUUGAAAGAAGAGAAAAGACUAUACCAAAAAGACACUGGCAUUGAGGAAAAUGUUCCGUCAUUAGUAAAUAAGAGUAAGUUUCUAAAAAAUGAGCAGAUUCAAGGACAUAAUGAUGAGGGAGAAAGGCCCUCAGGAGAGGUUUGUGAGGCAGUUGGAGAAACCAAUGAUUUAGAGAGAGAGAAGUUAGAUUUGACAGCAGUCAAUGAAUAUGGUGAAGAAGAAACUUGUGAUGUACAUCAAGAAGGAGUGGAGGAUUCUGAAAAACAGGAUGUUGAUUCAUUGGAUAGUGAUGGAGCUGAUCCACUGGAACUGGUUGGUGAAGAGGAUAAAUUAAAUUGUGUAGAUGAUGAGCAUGUACAAGAGGAGAAUCAAAUAAGUGGAGAGAACCUUGAUUUGAAUGAAGAGAGGACUUUGCUCUUCGUGGAUAUGACAUCAGAUGAAGUAAAAGGGGGAGAAGGUGAAGGUCCGGAGAGUCAGUAUGCUGGUGAGAUGCAGCAACUCUCAACUAUGAACGAUACAACCAGCAGUGUCUCAGGAGUAGAUGAAAAACAGGAAGGUGAUCCUUUGUCCAUAGGUGAGGCAAGUAAACAUCAUAAUGUUGAAGGAUCUGUAGGAAACUAUGUUCAACAAUAUCAGCAAGAAAACAGAGCAGUGUUGGAAGACUCGGAGUUAUCUGUGGAAACUGCAAAUGAGAACAAACUUUUAGAAAGAUAUGGUACAGAAAACCAUGUUCUGCCAGGUAGUGCGUCACAAACUGGUAUGAAUGACCAUGCAACAUUACUUGCAAAAGAUCUAAUCUUUGCUACCAACCCUGUUCAUGUGUAUUCAGCUAGAAAGCCCUUAACAAAGGAGGAAGUCCAGUUUAUUAAAAUGGGGCAAAUAAAAGCCUGCUCUGUUGAAAUGGAGAAGAUGAAGCCCGAGCUCAUUAAGGCUUAUACAUUUGGAAGGAUCAGGAUACGCGGUAGCGGGAAAAAUAUUAAGCGGUAUUUGUGCAUCCCUAAUGCCCUGCGGCUCAAAAUUGUCAAGGAUUUGAAUUUUGGAAAAAAAUCAAGUGAAGUUGCUUCUGCUUAUGGCAUCAGUAAAAGUACAGUUGAACGAAUAAAGCUGAAAAUGAAAUUAAAAGAAAGAAAGUCCUUUAAGUUAGCAAGCCAUAUCGGUAGUGAAUCUUCUAGUAACUCCAAGAGGGCACUGACCUUUUCCACCCGAGUCAAGAUUAUGGGGAAGCUUGAGCGUGGAGUAUCGAUAGAGGCCCUGUCACAUGAGUACGGGAUUAACAAGUCCACAUUGAAAACUUUACGGCGUUUAAAAAAUGAGAAGAUAAGAGAAAGACAAAACAGUUCUGAAAGUUCUGCAUCUCAGGAAGGCUCAGAUAGUCCUGUAAAGGAGAAGAAAGAUAUCUCCAUUUGUCCAGAAAGUGGGCCACUUAAGAAAGUCAAGAAGGUAUUCAAAAAACCCAAGUGCACACUAUCGGUACUUAUGGCAAUGAUACUUCAAAACACGGAAACAAGAUCUCUGUCAUAUAUACAGCUUAAGAAGCUGUUAUGUUACCUGUUCCCAUCUUACUGCAAGGAACUUGGUGGGAAGAUGUGGGGGAAAAAACUUUCAAUUGCUGCUGUGAAGAGAGCCAAGGGGUACUUCUUGAAAUCACGUGUUGGAGGAAAAAGAGAUCCAUUUUAUUUGGCUCUAAAUCCUGAGGAGGAAGAAAAUUGGAAGAAAUAUGUUCGAGAAGGUACACGCAAUUUGAGAAAUGAAGCAGAGAGAGUUAUGCGUAGGCCAGAGCUACUUGAAUCCUUGCUUCUCGGAAUUAUGCGACUGGAUGCUUGGAAAAUAACUGAUGAAGAAAUUCAAGCUGACUCGGAUGAAGAGAGUAAUUCAAUGUGUACCUCUGAAAAAUUGCAGGCGGCAUCUGUAGUUAAAACAGUUAGUAACCAGUCAUUUAAUGGUAGUGAAAGUGAUCCAAGCAGUCUUUUAGCACUUAGUUCAAUAAACAAUGUCAAAACUGAAACUGUGGAAAAGACUAACAUAACAAAAAGAAAAAGUAACUCAUCAGUGAAUAAACCCUCAAAAUUCAUAAAGACAGCUAAAGCUGAAGGCUCUACUGAUACUAAUCAGCUUUCUAAUGCAGUCAGUAAACCUGGAUUGGGUCUUGGGAUAUGUGAUACUUUUGUUAACAAUAGGCUCGUCAAUCUUUUAAUGGGUAAGGAGAAGCGUCAGUCAGAAAAAUCAAAGGAUGUUGCAAAAAUGUCCAGAUCAAGUCUUGUGCAAGAUAAUUCUGGUAAUUUUUCAUCAGAAGUCAGUAAGGAAAAUAUCAAGAAGGGUGAUGUCCCUUUCAAAAGAGAACUUAAGUCUUCCGAGCAUAUGAUGAUUGAUGCAACCACAAGAAACUCUCCUAAACAGAGUGAUUCAAAAUUCCAAGAAGCCCAUUCGCUUGGUCAUUCUUCUGCAGGUGAUAAACCUCAGCAAGAAAGCUGUUCUUCGUUAAGGGAAAGCAAGAUUCCCCAAGUGAAACUGGAAGAUUCUCCUAGGGAUGAACGAUCAAGCAGCCCUGCAAAUGACGAAGAAAAUUUGCCCCGAAUCAUAAGUGUUGAAGACAGGGCUUACCACAUGUGGCAACACAAAGACCAGGAUGACUCCAAAGAUAUGCACAAAGACCAGGAUUACUACAAAGAUAUGAAAUGGGAGACUGAUUCCUUACAGACAAAGAAAAAAAGUUCCAAAACUUUUGGAAAGUCUGUGUUGUCACUAGUAAAGAAGAGUGGACCUAAAAGUAAAAGGCCAGAACAGUUGGAAUCUGCAUAUAGCCAUGAUCAGCAAGUUAUUGGACCUGGAGACUUAAACAGAAUUAACCUUGCAGCCACCAGUGUUCCUGGAUCGACUUGUGUUCAAUCUACCCCAGGAAUUGUUAGAGUCCCUCACAGUCAACAAGGGCAGAGUGGACCAUCCUAUUUGCAGUCUUCUCAAAUAGUGCAAUCACAUAGUCAGCCUCAGUUUAAACAGAGUUUAUCUGCGUCACCUGAUUCUCAGACUAAAUGUGAAAUAUUUCAACCAAUUCAGAAUCCUUGUAGAGAUGAUCGAUAUUCACUUUCCUCUAGGUCAACUUCUGUGGACUUUGAGUCCCUUCAGAACAGACUGCAUAUGCCCCAAAGUCUUGCAGGUAAUAUCUCUUCACCUAACAUUCCAGCAUCUAUGGGCACUCAUUUUGGAAUUAAUAAUCAGGGAAUUCAACCUGGACAUGCAAUAGCCCCCCAAGAAAACUUAUUUAGUAAUCCUGGAAUAGCCAAUAUGAGGAAUUGGUCUUCUGCACAGGUGCACCCUACCCAGUCAAAGCAAGGUAAACAGGGUGAAGAGAGGCCCUCACUUCCAAAGGUAUCUGAGUGUAUAGAGACUUGGCAAAAGGUUUUUCCUUGGAUGUACUAUGUGGAGCAUGAAAGGGCUUUUAUUUGCAGUAUAUGUGAGUGGUCAUCCUCAGAUCGUAAUGACAUUGAAGUAUUCAGGCUUCAGACUCCAAAAGAUGUGUAUUUAGUUGCGGGUCAGCUUCGGUAUCAUAAAGAAACCUCUAUGCAUAGGGUAGUGGCUUUUAAGAGAGAAAAAGUGGUAGAAUUGUUUGAUUAUGUGUAUCCUGUGUUGAAGGGGCACUUGCAAGAAAUCUCUGGUGUGGAGGACAUCAUUAGAACCGUCAGUGAUUUAGCUGGAGGUACAUUUCCUGGCCCCCAACAGUCACCACAGAAAGAAUAUUUUAUCUCAUACAUGAUCAAGCACAUAGCUGAGUGCAUAGAAGAUAAACUGUUUGAAUCUCUUUCAGAAAGUCCUUUCUUUAGUGUCAUAGCGGUGAAAGAUAAAGACUAUGCCAUAAUACGAUGGCUAAACAACAGGGGUGAAAGUGAGGAACAUUUCUUUUGCAGCCAAAUAGGGUACCCAGGUCAGGCAAUGUCAUGUUUAACCUACUUAAGAAAGCGUAAUGUGAAUAUGAGUAAAUUGAUAUCAUAUACUAGUUUAUCAAAUUUGAUUGAAACAACUAUUGAUUCUUCAGUAAUGCUUCAGGUACCAGUACGUUAUCCACCACUGUCUGUUUGUCUUGAGUGGCUGGACAAGGCAAGUUUUCUGAAGAACCUCUUCCAACAUUUGUCUGUAUUAACUCGGUUAUGUAAAGCAUCCUACCAUAAGUUUGCACAGUUUCCUGAAGCGUCAGAACUCAUGAACAUGACUGAACCAUACAGUCAUAAUUGUAUUGUUAAUUCAAGAAUCGUUAAUUUCUUUUUUGGCAAUAUCAAAGUGCUAAGAAAAAUUUCUCAAGACAUAUAUAAGACAACUGGUAAUAUGGAAGCUUUUGGAUUCAGUGUCCUAGAAUUACAAGACUAUGAUUCUUUGUUGAGAUGUUCAUCACUGCUAACUAAGCUUCAUUCAAUCAUGAGUACCAAGCAUACUGAUCCCCAGUCAUUAUGUCAAUUAAUGAAGGAGUUUAGAUCUCAGAUCUGCCAAAGGUUACCUGAGCUGAAGCACGAGAACUUGAAUGAGUAUAAUGUAAUGUCACUUAUAGAUAUCUUUCUCUCACAUGUGAUGUUGACCUUGCUCUCUCCUGGGAAAGAAAUUACUGAUAUAUUUUCUAAAAAUAUGAGGCACUUGUCUUCAGCAGACUUGGAAAUGAUCUCUCCAAAUCUGAUGUCAGAAUAUCAAGGGAACAGUUCGCAAUACUUGGCAAAAUUACAUUCGUUAGGGAAGCAGUUAGGGGAGAGUCAUGACAGUAGUCUCUUGCAUUUACUGUCCAUCAUUGUAUCAAAGCAAGACCUAGCCCAGAUGUACCCAGAUUUAUAUAGACUUUAUCAGAAAAUUACUGUUUUGCCGUUUCUUCAUGCCCACGUUGAGCAGAGCAUGUUCAGCGUGGCUGCCGCUGAGGUCUUUCUUACGAACAAGGUGGAAAAGCGUUUGUUAUUACCAGUGACGUUGAUUCUUUUGGAAGGUCCCCCCGCCGAACUUAUGGACAAGAAUCAUAUAUUGGAUUCAUGGUCAAGAAAGUGGAAAAUUUGUAAGCUUCAUAAAGAUAUGUAAAAGUCAGUGCUAUUUUGUUUAUUAUAUUUUUUUCACGUGGGGUUUUAUUAAGAAAGGGACUUGUAUAGUAGAAUCUGGUUUUUAUGAAAAUGCAUCAGAGUGAGUUUAGUCAAUGGCUGGAACCAAAAGAAUAGUAUUAAGAAAGUAGUUUUAUAUAUUACAUAUAGAAAGGCCUUUCUGUUGGGUUGUGUGUUUUGUUGGAGGGUAUUAACAGAUUUAUUUAAAUUCACCUGGAGUACUACACAAUUUUAUGAAAGUGUCAUUUAAAGGGAUUGACAGAUGAGAAUAAAUUUAAUUUGGCAGUUUUUUGAGUCCAUAAGACAGCAUUCCCUUUAAUGUUAGAGCAACCUGAAAUUUUGCAAAAUUAAUUAAGCCAAAAUUUAGAAAGAACAAAAAACAAAAUAAAUGAUACUUGAUUUUAGUACCUUUAAUAUUACACUCCACUGAGAGAGGCAAACCACAGUGUAUUGAAAUCUGCUAUUUGAAAGUGUGAUUCCACUCCCCAGCUGUUGCAGGAUGAUAUAAAAUAAGAACAUUUGAUGUGUGCAUGAACAAUAUGGAAUCAGAUAUCUCAAAAGCUACUUUGUUUUGUUUACUCUGAUUAAAACUAAAUGAAAAGGAUAUUUAGUUCACAACUUAGAGUGCAUGGUGUUAGUCUGCAAGGUAUUUGAUUACCAUUUGCAAGAAGGAUGUUUUCAUAAUUUACACAUUGGGUUACAGUAAGCAGUUUCCAGCAUUUUUUCAUAUUUGAGACUAAGCCUAUGUUAAGGUAUGUCAGAUGAUUGUUACACACUGCCAAUUGCAAAUAUAUGGUGAAUGUAUGUAUUGUCAAAGAAAAAGAAUUUUUAAUAUUUAUUCAGUGAAGACAGUAGUAUUAUGGUUUCAUUUUUGUGAACAUAAUUUUUUCAGAUUUUUGUAGUUGACAGAAAGCCCACUUGCUGGCAGUUAAGUGAUCUGUGUACAGACCAGUCAGUCAUAACUGGACUUCAUAGUAUCACUUUCAGAAUGUUAUGCAUGUAUGACCCUUUGUGAAAGAUAGAUUUAAAGUAAUUUAGGAAUGGUAAGUUCAGCAUAUGAAGUUUCAAAGCAAAGAACAAGUGAUUGGUGAUAUCACUUCUCUGGUCAGUAACUGCUGGUAAGUUCUUAAAAUAGUGCUGUUAAGUUUAAAUUUCACCACUCAGGACUUGUGGAUGAAUCCUUUAACGAUUAUUGAUGAUGGGUUUAUUAAUCAACGAUUUUGAGGUAGAAUUGUUACUUUAAAAGUGGUUUCAACUUACAUGGCCUUGACUAUAUACUUCAGUAUAUGUUCUUUCCCCUUUCCUUGACCAUCAGUGUUUAACUGUCAGCCAAUGUGUACCAUGGAUGCCACUUGUUUACAAAUGUUAAAAAGGUUAAAAACUAAUUGAUUCACUUAAACAGAGAACCAGGAUUCUGUUUUGACAAAACAAAUCAUUUGAAUUCAUCAGUUUCAGUAGAAAAAUAUUUUAAGCUUUGGACAUGUACCAUCACAAUGGUAGAUGUAUAAAAUGUAAUGGUUUUAUAUCUGGAAUAGAAGUACAAUUAUAAUAGAAAUAAAACUUGUAAAGGAGAUGUAUGUAAAAGCUUGGUCAGAAGACUUGACGGCCAAGUGAAUAACCACUCAUACUUUGUUAUAUGGUUUAUGGUUUUAAUUACAUGUAAUAAUGUUAUUUGAGUUGUAGAGCUUUUAUGUAGUCAUUUCAGGUGGGACAAACUCUUCAUAUAAGUGUGAAAUAAUUUCCUGUAUCAGUUUUUGUACAGUUUUGUACUAAGAAGGCAAGAUAAAAUUCUUUUUAGCACUUUUUUUUUUUUUUUAAGUUUUACUGCAUUUACUGCAAGAAUAAGAAGUGUAUGAAUGUUGCAACAAUAUCUCAGUUACAUGUGAUUCAGGAUAGCAGAUAGACCAGAUGGUAAACAUGAAAGCCACAUACUGUAGGUUUUUAACGAUUCCAGUCCAGUUUUUGCAGUCCAUUAUAUGUAUAGUUGAGUAUCAUGGGGGGCUGUGAAGGCCUAUGAGAAUCUGAAUCCUUUCGUGAACCUCAAUUGUAGAGCUGAUCUUGUGCUGGUAGAUUUGAAAGAUACCAAAGUCCAGUCACUUUUGCAUCUAUCAUCAGGGAGUAUGUGAACUUCAUACGGUAUUUGUGACCUAUUUGUUUUAGCCACUUGUUUACCCUUUCCCUUACACAUCAUUUUCUCAUUUGAGUUGUAAAUCCACAACCAUUCAUGUCUCGGGGUCAAGACUUACUUUUUUGCAGAUACAUUUAGCUUUGUGAAUUUCAGUACACAACAGCAAGCCAAGGAGACAUGUAGUAACUACAGUGUGUAGCAGGAAACAUACUUUUUGUAAGCCAUGAAGAAGCUGUUUGCAAAGCUACUUUUGGUAUGAAGCAGCUAAACAUGUAAACACUUGACAAAAGCAAAUAUAUUAAUUGACAGAAUAUUGAUUAAGUAACUGUUAACUAAUAACAUAGCAGAGUUUUCAGAUGUCUCCUUAAUUUGACAUGCCGUGUACAAAAAAUCAUUAAGCCUACUGUAUUGAAUUGCUAGUUAGUCACUGCAAAAGUCAUUAUCUGUGAGAUAGUUAUACUUUUUUAUUUAAUUUUUUUUUUGCAAGAUUUAAUAUCUACAAGACACUCACUUCUGUUGGUAUUUUGGGAGUUCAUUUCUCCAAACUUUUUCUUCAUCCCAUUAGUAAAGCAAUAACUAUUUAUCAUUUAUAGGGUUGUGAUCAGUGACCUAAUUCUUACCUCAUCUCUUGGUCUUCUUUCUGUUGAACUCAAGGAAAGAUUUCCUCUAACUUCAAAGUGAUCUCAUAAUACCCUUCAGUCCAGCUCCUUCCAUAUCUACUUUGUGCAAAUUAGUAUCCUCAGAUUGCACAUUUUGGCAGCUUUCAAGUUUUUGAAAUAUCAUCCUGCUUCAGUUUUUUCUGACUCCAAUAACUUUUAGUCCUUCAUGAUGUAAGUGUUUUGUUUCUUUCAUUAUUAGGGUCAGUUGUUCUACCUUUUUUUUUUUUGGAUCUGGAUAAAAAAAAUCAUUGGACUGCUUGUUCCUUUAACCUUUGCUUUUGAAAAGCUUGACAUUUGAAUGUGACUUGUCAUGCUUGUAGUACUUGAGAAAUUUGCCAGUCUUUCAGUCCUGUUAAUCAUGGAAAGAAGUAGUCACCAUCAUCAUCAUCAUCUUUCUGGAGGAUAUCUGUUAACCCUUCGAGAUUCUGGUGAUGUCCAGUGAUGUACUAGAAAUUUCAUACUUGAGAUUCUGUUGAUGUCAGGUGACAUCAUGGGAUUUUCAUCCCAAGAGAUUUUGCAGACAUCAUCCCUGUGAAAAUUUAGAAGAAAAAAAUUAACCCUAAAGAUUUGAAUGUCGGUUAGUAUUGUGAUGACACCUGGAAGGUAUUGAGGUGGGUUUAAUAUAAUUUUGCCCAAAAGUAUGGUGGUUCUGAGAAUAAUUAACCCAUUCUAAAUAGGAUAUCAUAGAAUUGUUUUUGCCUUUCUCCUUUUCUCAUCUUUUUUCAUAUGCAAUGUUUUUCUUUGUUUUCAUGUUUUUUCAUAUGCUGUGUUUUUGCUUCUUUUCCAAGUUUUUUUCUUAUGCAGUCAUAAGCUGCAAUAGUCUUCAUCAUUUGAAGCAAAAUAAAUACUUUCCAUAGUGUAAAAUAGGUUUGUCAAGCUGUAUUGUGUGAAAAGAGAAUUCUGAAAAGCAAAGCAGUUUCUGUUCUCAGCUAACAUCAACACAUUAUUAUUAUUAUGUAGUUCUGUUUUCUGUUUUCAAAGUAUUUUUGCUACAAACCAUUACACUUAUUCAGUCAUUAAUGAAAGAAAACUGUCUCGGUUCUCAGAAGCAGUAAGCCAGAACAAAAUGUGUUUUGCUGUGAACAAACUCUGGACCCUCAAAAAUCUUUAAAGGUUAAUACAAUCAGAAUUGUUCGUAAGAUACAGUUUUACAAGUAAAUUGAGUGUCAUUGAAUUAAAUACAUUAUUAAAUGAGUUCUUUGUUAUUAUAAUUUAUUUUUUUCUGCCCAAAGUUCCCAUGUUUUUACACCUGUGCAGUAUUUGUUGCUAUUCAUAACUGUAUUUGUCCAGCUACAUAAUUGUAAGUUUGUAUUUAUUGUCUCCCUGCAUUAUUUUGUUUUAUUGGACAAGCCCUCUAGGAAAUGUGGCAUUUGAAUUCAGUGGUCUAAGUAUACAGCAGUACUAUUAUUACCUCUCGGAUAACAUACGCCAUGUUCCUACCAACUACGUACUUAAUAUAUUGUUUGUAACACAACUGUACUGUGGCAUAUUUCCUUUAGCAUUUUGGGAAGUGAUGUUUUUGUAAUUACCUGUGCUAGUAUUUGUCUGACAUCCAAUGAGUAUUAUUUGGCUGAAAACUUACUUAUUUGUACAUGCAAAUUGAAUGUUCCCAAAGGCUAUACUCUCCUGACCAAAAUGCAGUGAAUGUAUUUACCAACUUUAGGUUUGUUUAUCUCCUUGAACGGUGGAAAUUUUAUUGUGUCAGAGAUGAAAGCAGUUUUUCGUUUGUUGAUUUCUGUUUGUUACACAUUAAGUUUGAAUGCUAAGCUGUAGCACUGCCAAAGCAAAUUGUACAAAAUAUUUAGUUGUUGUCAUAAUUUUUAUUUGAUUUCGCAUUUUGAACGAUCAAUCUGGAAGAAAAACUACUUGAAUGAAACAAAAUUAUCUUUUGAUAGAUUCAAGUCCACAUGAAAUGAUCUUUAAUAAUUGUUUGAAUAUUUUUUUCUCUCUGAAUUCUGAUGGGGUGUAAUUUCUUAUACAAGACAUGUGUUUAAUUAUUUCUCUUUCCAGUUUGGAUGGGAAGAAUACUUUCACUGUACAAAUUUUGGUAGGAUUUUGUACAAGAUGUGAACAAGUAGUUAAGACAAAUCACAUCAAACCUUAAGCUCUGUGUUAGUAUUUAACCCCUUAUAGGUUUUCAUUGCAAAGAUUAUGAUUCUUUUUGUUUAAUCACAUACUUAAUUUUAUUCUCAACCCAAAGGAGGUAUGUUUUCUUAACACUGCCAUAACUAUGUAUAACUAAACCUUGUUUGGGAAGUCUUAAUUUUAAAGAUGAUUGAAAGUAAGAAUCAUAGAGCAUACUUGGGUGAAAAAAAGUAGCAUAUAUUUAAUUGUAUUCUUUUGUAUAUAGUUAGGGCAUAAAUUGCCAGUUUUUUGUUUUAAAUUUUUUUUAUAAUAGAAACUUGUUAUAUAUUGUACAGAUUUCUUAAGUAUUGAAGUUGAAUGACGCAUGUAAAAUGCGUAAAUGGAGUAAAUGAUGAAGGAUUUAU